CUAGUAUGCCCGAGAACUCCAGAAUACGACUGAAACGGUCUGGAUGAGGGAUCUGCUUAAAUAAUGUUUUAGUAAAUAAAAGCCAUGGAAGGGUUUGAUGAGAGCAAGCAGCGGCACAGCUGGAUUGUAGCAACAGGGACCAAGCAUCAAAAGGAACACUUCCCGGAUGGCCAAGGUUUUGAAUAUUCUACAAUGAAUUUCAAAAUCUAAUGUUUGCAU
This is a messenger RNA of Nezara viridula (southern green stink bug), 219 nucleotides long. The record is from the annotation of a GenBank genome assembly. NCBI's taxonomy places the organism in Eukaryota, Metazoa, Arthropoda, Insecta, Hemiptera, Pentatomidae.